AUGGUUGCCAAGAAGGCCACGACAAGCGCGAGUUGCCCGAUUGCUACCAGCGCGUCGUCGACGGCACCGCCGAAAAUGGUGCCGCAGAAAUUGCGGCGAAAUGAGAGAGAGCGGCGACGAGUCGAUCAGGUGAAUCAGGGUUUCAACAAGCUUCGCAGUUAUGUUCCAAAGAAUCCCGGAUGCAAAAACAAGCUCUCAAAGGUUGAGACCCUUCGCAGCGCUUGCAAGUACAUCGAGCAUCUUCAAAUGCUGCUGGGCGUCACGGAAGCUCAAAAAUCGUCGAAGUCGCUUCCGCCGACGCCCGAUUGCUCGCCGAGCUUUCCGCCGCCGAUGAGCGCCAAUGGCUACCACAUGCAAUACGACUACAAUAUCUCGCCAUUCUAUCCGACGCCAAAUCAAGCAGCUCACGCUCAAAACUCGCCAGGUUCGAGCUUUUACAGUGAUUGUUCGAGUAUUUACGAUGAGCAUUAUGCUCAAUAG
Molecule: messenger RNA, 480 nt
Organism: Caenorhabditis bovis
Lineage: Eukaryota; Metazoa; Nematoda; Chromadorea; Rhabditida; Rhabditidae
Source: the annotation of a GenBank genome assembly